AUGACAAGAACUUUUCUCUCAACUGAGGCCGUUUUUGUCUCAAAUCGAGUCGCUGCUAGACGGCUAAUGAGUCGCAGUUGCUAUGGCGCACCAGGAAGUGGCAACACUGGAGGUGAUGUCGAAGAUGAUGAAAUUGACGGUCCUGAAAUCGCUCGUCUUAUGCGACGUUUCUGGCCUCGGGAUCUCAAUUUCUUUGGUGGUAGUGGAAACACUAGUGGGGGAUCACGAUCCCUUCGAAAUUCCAAAUCCUCUUUGUCAUCGACAGCAAAUCAACCUGCUUCACUGAAUCUUCGCGGUGAUGGUGGUAUAAUUUCUUUAAAAUGCCAUCUCAUUCUCAAAAUUGCUGUUCAUCCUAUUCACUUACUAUUUCAUUCCACUUUAGAUGGAAACAAAUCCGCUCCAGACUGCUUUGCUGGGGACUUUGAAUCUCCAUUGGAACUGGACUGGGAUCAUGAACCUGGAGCUUACGCCGGCCCCCAACGACAUUCAUCAUUCCGAGGUCGAGGAAGCGUCAAAUCCUGGUAUACAUCUCCCUUCGAGGACUCCCUUCUUGACACUACAACUUCCGUGGCAGCUAACGGUGCUGUUGGCGCAUCCCGAUCUCGUAACUGUCGUACUCUUCCAUUCUCCACUGGAAAAGAAUCUGCCUUGAUGACCCAAUCUGCCUGUUUUUCUGGUCAAAUGGUCGAUUCAGGCUUUGCCGAUCCAUGA
This is a messenger RNA of Rodentolepis nana, 711 nucleotides long. Lineage: Eukaryota; Metazoa; Platyhelminthes; Cestoda; Cyclophyllidea; Hymenolepididae. The record is from the annotation of a GenBank genome assembly.